AUGGCCGACGUUGAGAUGAGCGAUGCGCCCGUCGCUAAGAAGGGCGAGGCCUCCGGCAGCAAGAGUGUCGAGGGAAAGAAGAAAUUCGAGGUCAAGAAGUGGAAUGCGGUCGCUCUCUGGGCAUGGGACAUCGUUGUUGACAACUGUGCUAUCUGCCGAAACCAUAUCAUGGAUCUAUGCAUCGAAUGCCAGGCAAACCAAGCAUCCGCUACAAGCGAAGAAUGCACCGUGGCCUGGGGAAUAUGCAACGUAGACCGCGAGCUUGAUAUCUUGGAGGAUGUAGCCGACAACGAAGGAGAUCAGCUAGUUAUAAUCAUCAGCGAAACAGCCCAGCGAGUUAUCAGGAAUGACUUGGAGGGGAAGAAGACGUACGCCAGAAAUGACAAGGAGAACUGUAGCAAGGAGCUCGGCCAGCUUCUGUCCUUCAAAGUCCUACAGUGGAGCUUCAGUCAGCUGUUGAUCAGUGUCAAGUUCGGAAUUGGUCUCGACACCUGGCUGUUAGAAGGCUCAUGGACUAGUCCGCUUUCGGUAAACAAGCUUUUGCGGGCUGGAGAAGAUUCGAUGUCUAAGCGAAUGAGGACCAAGAUGCCGUAA
Molecule: messenger RNA, 594 nt
Organism: Fusarium tjaetaba
Lineage: Eukaryota; Fungi; Ascomycota; Sordariomycetes; Hypocreales; Nectriaceae
Product: RING-box 1
Exons: 5
Coding region: 1-594 (197 amino acids)
Biological process (GO): ubiquitin-dependent protein catabolic process; protein ubiquitination
Cellular component (GO): cullin-RING ubiquitin ligase complex; nucleus
Molecular function (GO): zinc ion binding; cullin family protein binding; ubiquitin protein ligase activity
Source: RefSeq, a predicted model, not a curated record